This is a messenger RNA of Corylus avellana, 885 nucleotides long. RefSeq lists its product as uncharacterized. The record is from RefSeq and is a predicted model, not a curated record. Gene Ontology annotation, molecular function: uroporphyrinogen-III synthase activity. NCBI's taxonomy places the organism in Eukaryota, Viridiplantae, Streptophyta, Magnoliopsida, Fagales, Betulaceae. Gene Ontology annotation, biological process: tetrapyrrole biosynthetic process.
AUGGCUACCUACAAUCCCACUAACCCACCGCCACCGCCACCGCUCUCCCACGCCACCACCACGAAUAAGCCCGCCGUGGCUUUUACCACGCCCCCAAACUACGCUUCACGCCUCUCUCGCCUCCUCACCCUCAAGGGCUACGAUCCCCUCUGGUGCCCCACUCUCGGCGUUCACGCCACCCCGCACACCCUCAUUCCCUACCUCUCUCCCCCAAACCUCGACGCCUUCUCCGCCCUCGUCUUCACCUCACGCGCCGCCAUCGACUCCUUCUCCGCCGCCGCUGCCGCUUUCGACCAGCCCCUCCUCUCCCCCCGCGGCGAGGCCUUCAUAGUCGCCGCGCUAGGCAAGGACUCGGAGCUCAUCAACCACGACGUCGUGUCGAAGCUCUGCGAAAACGCUAAAAGGAUUAGGCUUUUGGUCCCUCCGGUCGCGACUCCGAGCGGCUUGGUCGAGUCGCUCGGGGACGGGCUCAGCCGGAGGAUUCUGUGCCCGGUCCCGCUCGUGGUGGGCCUCACAGAGCCGCCGGUGGUCCCGGACUUUCUCCGGGACCUGGAGGACAAAGGGUGGGUUCCGGUGAGGGUGAGCGCGUACGAGACGCGCUGGGCGGGGGCGGACUGCGCGCGCAGGGUGGUGGAGAGAGGGCGGGAAUUGGGUGCGGUGGUGUUCACGAGUAGCGCAGAGGUGGAGGGGCUGUUGAAGAGCUUGAGGGAGUUUGGGUGGAGGGAUUGGGAGGAGUUUGUGAGGGAGAGGUGUCCGGAGGUGGUGGUGGCGGCCCACGGGCCGGUGACGGCGGCGGGGGCGGAGAGACUUGGUGUGAAGGUGGAUGUGGUGAGCUCAAGGUUUGAUAGCUUUGAGGGCGUAGUGGAUGCACUUGGGCUGAGAUAA